Messenger RNA from Prunus armeniaca (apricot), 357 nucleotides. NCBI's taxonomy places the organism in Eukaryota, Viridiplantae, Streptophyta, Magnoliopsida, Rosales, Rosaceae. The record is from the annotation of a GenBank genome assembly.
AUGUCUCAAGCCGAUUUUGUGUCCUCCUUUCUUUGCCAAACACCCCCUUCAACCAGAUUUACUUCUCCCACAACAUCCCCUCCUACUCUUGCCUUCUACUUUUUCCAGAUCUGGUUUCUCCAUUGGGAUAUACCAACUACUUCUCUAAGCGCUUUGUCGCAUCAUUAUCGGAUUGUAUAUAGAGCUCUUGCUACGGUUCUAGCUUUGGUGCUUGCACCAAUACUCUCCACUCCCUUGAUUUCAAUCAUUUGGUAUAUACCAUGCAUGUGUUGUGAUUGGUUGUUGUUUUUUUCUUGGUGCACAAGUAGACUCGGGUGUGAAGUAGAAGUGACUCUUGGAGGAAUGUUCUUGUGCUAA